This is a messenger RNA of Cyphomyrmex costatus, 1717 nucleotides long. RefSeq names its product probable methylmalonate-semialdehyde dehydrogenase [acylating], mitochondrial. Lineage: Eukaryota; Metazoa; Arthropoda; Insecta; Hymenoptera; Formicidae. The transcript is spliced from 8 exons. The record is from RefSeq and is a predicted model, not a curated record. Gene Ontology annotation, biological process: thymine catabolic process; L-valine catabolic process. Gene Ontology annotation, molecular function: methylmalonate-semialdehyde dehydrogenase (acylating, NAD+) activity. The coding region runs from base 79 to 1638 and encodes 519 amino acids. Gene Ontology annotation, cellular component: mitochondrion.
UUAAAUGCAAGGCCAUUUUUUCGAUACGAAUCAUUCAGUUCCACACAAGCUGCUCCGACGAACGUGUUAACUGAAAGCAUGGCGCUCCUCGCGAGAAUUGUCAAGUGUGAGACACGGUUUGCCAGAUCUUAUUGCAACGCUGUUCCAGCGGUUAAAAUAUACAUUGAUGGACAAAUAGUAGAAUCAAAGGCCACAGAGUUCACAAAUGUCCACGAUCCAGCAACAAAUCAAUUGCUGUAUCGCACUCCAAAAUGCACGAGAGACGAGAUGGAGAGUGCGGUACAGAGUGCACAGAAGGCAUACGAGAAGUGGCGGCAUACGAGUGUGCUAACGAGACAAAAUUUGAUGCUCAAGUACCAAGCUCUUAUUCGCGAACACUCGAAAGAUAUUGCGGUGAAUCUCGUGAGAGAAAAUGGAAAGACUUUAGCUGACGCGGAAGGAGAUGUACUUCGAGGUCUUCAGGUUGUCGAUGCAUGCACAUCGAUUCCGAUGCUCCAAAUGGGCGAAUCUACGACCAACAUCGCCACGGACAUGGACAUUAUCUCGUACAAAGUACCUCUCGGUGUUACUGCAUCCAUUUGUCCCUUCAACUUUCCCGCCAUGAUACCGCUUUGGUCAUUUCCGAUAUCGGUCGCAUGCGGGAAUGCCGCUAUCCUGAAACCGUCGGAGCGGGUACCAGGUGCAUCCAUGAUCCUCGCUGAUCUCUUUACGAAAGCCGGUGCACCAGCUGGCCUUUUAAAUGUAAUACAUGGUCAACAUGCAGCUGUGGAUUUCAUUUGCGAGCAUCCCGAUAUCAAGGCCGUCUCGUUCGUCGGGUCUGAUCAGGCGGGCAAAUACAUUUACAAGCAGAGUACCGCGCACGGCAAAAGAGUACAGUGCAAUAUGGGCGCUAAAAAUCAUUGCGUCGUCCUGCCAGACGCGAAUAAAAACAAAACAUUGUCGCAAAUCACCGGGGCGGCUUUCGGCGCCGCCGGGCAGCGAUGCAUGGCGCUUUCGGUGGCCAUCUUCGUAGGCAAAUCUAAGGAAUGGAUACCCGAACUAGUAGAGGCAGCGAAGAAAUUGAAGGUAAAUGCCGGUCAUGUGCCUGGCACAGAUCUAGGACCUGUUAUAUCACCACAGGCAAAGCAAAGGAUCAUCGAGCUGGUCGAAUCCGGUGUUAGAGACGGUGCAAAAUUGCCUCUCGAUGGAAGAGGUAUCGUUGUAUCCGGUUUCGAAAACGGGAACUUUGUUGGGCCCACAGUGUUAACCGACGUUAAGCCUACAAUGAAGUGUUACACGGAAGAAAUAUUCGGACCCGUUCUAUCGUGCAUGUUCACUGACACUACCGAUGAGGCCAUCGACAUCAUCAAUAAAAAUCCUUACGGCAAUGGCACGGCAGUUUUCACGACAAAUGGGGCGACAGCCAGAGCAUUCGUGAACAGAAUCGAAGCCGGCCAAGUUGGCGUUAACGUCCCCAUACCCGUUCCAUUGCCGAUGUUCAGUUUCACUGGCAAUAAAGGUUCCUUCCUCGGGGAUAUGAAUUUUUAUGGAAAAUACGGGGUAAAUUUCCAUACACAAACGAAAACAAUAACACAGCUAUGGAGAUCCGAUGAUGCCACCGAUAUCGCAUCGUCGACAGCAAUGCCUACUAUGCAAUGAGGCUGUGAUUUUACCAAAACUUCACUCAACUUCAACUAUAUUUUCCAAAAUUUCAUGAGUAAGGAUGUAUAAAACUUAA